AUGAAAGACAAUCAGCAGGAAAAUCCAGCAGAGGUAGACAUGUGGAACGUUAUCAUGUCUUUCAAAGACUCCUUCAGAGCACUUUUUAGAAAUGUAAGAAACAAACUGAAUGCCACUGUUGAAGACAUUGAACUAGGAAGUUUAUCAAUAACUGUUAGAUGUAGUUCACUGCAGAUCCUUGAAGGAUUGUGGAAAGAUUAUAUCAGUGGUCACCUUACUCAAGUGGUUCAAGAAACGCUGGUGACACAUGAGGUCUUGCAAAUCCUUGGCCUCGAUGAGUUGAAGCUGAAAGUGUUCAUUUCUGAGGAGGAAUAUGAGAAAGGAAUAUGA
Molecule: messenger RNA, 330 nt
Organism: Porites lobata
Lineage: Eukaryota; Metazoa; Cnidaria; Anthozoa; Scleractinia; Poritidae
Source: the annotation of a GenBank genome assembly